Messenger RNA from Hippocampus zosterae (dwarf seahorse), 7400 nucleotides. RefSeq names its product Rho related BTB domain containing 4 (gene rhobtb4). Lineage: Eukaryota; Metazoa; Chordata; Actinopteri; Syngnathiformes; Syngnathidae. The transcript has 11 exons. Gene Ontology annotation, molecular function: GTP binding; GTPase activity; protein binding. Gene Ontology annotation, biological process: small GTPase-mediated signal transduction. The record is from RefSeq and is a predicted model, not a curated record. Bases 383 to 2587 code for a protein of 734 amino acids.
GGACGAGUAGUGCCGCGACGUCAUUGCGCGGGGGCGUGUCUUUUGAUGAAAUCAGCUGGGGAAACAACAACAGAAAAGGAGGUGGCUCAGACUGGAACCGAGUGUCUGGGCCAGUAAUGUGUACAUUUUCAAAGUAUAAAAAUGUACUUCUGAGCUCCAAAGGCGUCUUUAGUCACCAGUGGAUGAUUUCAACUGAACCGAGGCUCGUGUAGCUUUGACAAGGCGGCCACGGAACGCAGGAAAAGAGGGUCCUUUUUGUCCCCUUUCAGAUAAACUAUACAUCACAUGCUCUUUGUGCCAAGUGGACCUGAAUACGACCAACUAUUUGUUCUCCCUGCGUGCCCUUGUCCAGUUUGCAAGACCGGCACACCUCCAGAGUGGCAUGUGGGUCAAUUCCGGAACCGUCGGAAGGGCCCUCUCCAUGGAUAUUGACACAGACUAUGAGCGGCCCAAUGUGGAGACGAUUAAAUGCGUGGUGGUCGGGGACAAUGCAGUGGGCAAAACCAGGCUCAUAUGUGCCCGGGCUUGCAAUGCCACCCUCACACAGUAUCAGCUGCUCGCCACCCACGUGCCAACAGUUUGGGCCAUCGACCAGUAUCGUGUAUGCCAGGAGGUGUUAGAGAGAUCUCGUGAUGUUGUGGAUGAGGUCAGCGUGUCCUUGAGGCUCUGGGACACAUUCGGGGAUCAUCACAAGGACAGAAGAUUCGCCUAUGGCAGGUCGGAUGUGGUGGUGCUUUGCUUCUCUCUGGCUAAUCCCAAUUCCCUGCGCCACGUCCGCACCAUGUGGUUUCCGGAGAUCAAGCACUUCUGUCCACGGACGCCCAUCAUCCUGGUUGGUUGCCAGCUGGAUCUCCGCUACGCUGACCUGGAUGCGGUUAAUCGUGCGCGCCGACCCCUCGCCAAACCCAUCAAACCGACGGAUAUCCUGCCUCCCGAGAGAGGCCACGAGGUGGCGAAGGAGCUCGGGAUACCCUACUACGAGACCAGCAUCGUCGCCCAGUUUGGGGUCAAGGAUGUUUUUGACAAUGCCAUUCGAGCCGCCCUCAUCUCCCGCCGUCACCUGCAGUUCUGGAAAUCCCACCUGAAAAAAGUCCAAAGGCCACUUCUCCAGGCACCCUUUCUGCCUCCACGCCCGCCACGCCCCAUAGUGGGAAUUCCAGACCCCCCUCCCUCCGAAGGCGAAGGCCCCGACUCCCUCUUCUGCCACCCACUCUGUGCAGAUGUUGUUUUUCUGCUGCAGGGCGGCUGCGCUCGUGUUUUCGCACACAAAGUAUAUCUGGCUACUUCCUGCUCCAAAUUCUAUGACCUCUUCACCCUUGAACUCGACGCAUCCCGCACGGCGCCACAAGGGGAGCGGGACAAAAGCAAGGAAAGCUCGGACAGUGAGAAGGACGACGAGGUGAGCAGACGGGGAGCCAAGGAGCAAGCCGGGCGCACUAAGAGCCUAGACAUUGAUAAAGACGGGGUCGACGGCGGCGUGCGGGGUCUGAAUCGACCCCCGCUGCUCCAGCGCGGCUCGUUACGGGCCUCCCAGAGUGAUAAUGCACUCCCCUCUCGAGCCCAAUACUCUCUUGGAACUCCUGUGAGUGGCCGGGCACUUUCGGGAUGGGGAAGAGGGUUCUUGAGUGUUUGUCUGGAGCGCGUUGAUGACCCCAUGACUGGACGACCACGACUAAUGACCGUGGUCGUCAUGGAUGCGCUCAUACAAGAGGAACCAUUCAAGGCCGUCCUGCAGUACUUGUACACCGGCAGCCUGGAUGAAGGUCGAGGAGACCUGAUGCAGGUGGCCACCAUCGCUGAGCUCCUCGAGGUGUUUGACCUGCGGAUGAUGGUGGCCAAUGUUCUCAACAGGGAGAGUUUCAUGAACCAGGAGAUAACCAAGGCGUUCCACGUCCGCAGAGCCAACCGCAUCAAGGAGUGUCUUAACAAAGGCACCUUUGCUGAUGUGGUGUUUCGGCUGGACGACGGCUUCCUCCCGGCCCACAAGCCCCUGCUCAUCUCCAGCUGUGACUGGAUGGCGGCCAUGUUCCGUGGCUCGUUCAUGGAGAGCUACAUUGAGGAGGUGCCCAUCCCGACCACAAGUACCGCGUGUAUGCGAGGCGUGUUGGAGUUCUUGUACUGUGCCAUGCUGACACCGUGUCCUGAUUUGGAGGCCAUUGAACUAAUAGUGGUGGCCAACCGGCUUUGUUUACCACGUCUGGUUGCACUCACGGAGCAGCACGCUGUUGAUGAGCUUCUGCAGUUGGUCGCGAAAGGAGUUGACAUCGACGGACACGUCUUGGCUUAUUUGGAGCUUGCUCAGUUCCACAAUGCCAAGCAGCUAUCUGCCUGGUGCCUCCAUCACAUCUGCACUAACUAUAACAGCAUCUGCCGCAAGUUUCCCAAAGACAUGAAGGCCAUGUCUCCAGAGAACCAGAAGAGUUUUGAGAAGCAGCGCUGGCCCCCCGUUUGGUUCCUGAAGGAGGAGGACCGCUACUUGCGCUCGCAGAAGGAGCGCGAGCACGAGGAGGAGAUCUUGCGCAAGCAGCACACCAAGCGAAGCUGGUGCUUCUGGAGACAGCCGUCCUCUUCGCCGCACGUCUCCUAGGUGGCAACAGAAGAGGUCCCAGUUCGACCCCACCUUCCUUCCCCCAAAUCUCUCUCUCGAUGCAAACCUGACUCAGUGGUAAGAGGGAAUGUACUGUAUUGUGCCUCUUUACAACCGCGAGAGUUCAGUUCUGCCUAUGUAAUGGCAUCGCUAGGCCCAAGUGCUUCCCUGACCCACGGAGGCCCGUGUGGAGCAGCAGCACACUUCCCUGGUCCCCCCCACCCCCACACAAGAGCUUCAUCCCGUCCAUCUUGUGAUUGGACUGGGAGCAAGGGCUGUCAAUAUCUCCUCGUCACAACCUUCUGUCUUGGUCAGCUCCAUUUUGGUUUUAGUUUGACUUGGAGAAUCGGUUUUGGGGGCGAGGGGGCAGCUCACUUUUGCCUUUCACUUCUACUAUACAGACUGUUAGCGUGCACACACAGACUCUUUGCCCACGAUCUACCUUUCUACAACCAGCACUGGAUAUCCAGGAAGUGACACAAUGUAACUAAGUAUUUUGAUACAAGUCAUGCUUUUUUUUUUUGUAAAUCCCUUGCACCUUUUUACACGACUCUCAUUCGAGGGAAGUCAAUCGACUUCCUCCGAAGAAGGGUCCAUGAUUGUUUUGACAGUUGAAUUGGAGCACAUUUUUUAAAAUUGAGAGCAAACCCUGAAGUUCACAUCAUCUGGUUUGUUGACAAUGUGCACCUUCCACACCCCUCCCCCCCAAAAAAACAAAAAAUAAACAAGCUCACCUUGACGACUCGCCGAGCUGCACUUCAGAGACUUUCCAAGUGACCACUCAAUUGCGUUGACGGGGAUACGGAGCCUUAUUUGACGCCUCUUCCUGGAGGAAUGACGGAUACAGUAUUAAACACAAGCAUCUGUUACGUCCAUCACCGCCGCGAGGCUGCAUGGAAGUGUCUCAGCAAGCCUGCCUUUACACCACUGCACCACUGGGGGCAGCACUGCUCAGGGCGCCCCCCGGCACUACACAGGAACACUUUUUAUGCCUGUGACUUAUACGUUGUUGGCUCUAGUAUUGUACAAGGAGUAUUACGGCCACACGGAACAAAUAAUAUUUCCACUAAAAUUUGAGUAAAGUCGUCGUAUUUACCCACAUAAACAUUUUUAAAUCUUUGUACAUUUCGAAAAGCUCUACAGUAUACAAAACUAAUUUUUAAGCAUCAAAUGUCAUUUUUAGUCUAUUCUGCCGUCCACUUAAAAAUGGAAAGCGGGCCGCAAAUGGCCGCGGACCAUUGUUUGGACACCACUGGUGUAUUGCUUCACAGAAUGGCAGCAAAUUGAUGCUGGUCUCUAAAUGAAUGUGUGUAUACGUCUCAACACACUUCAACGUACUUCCUGGACACCAAGAUUCCAGCAAAUCGUACCUAAGAAAAAAAAACAACAAUGAAAAUUUGUUUUUCAGCAAAUGAUAGAGGAUAAGUUAAUAAUGUAAAAAUAAAUGAGCAAAUGCAAAGAUCAGGUGGGUUCGCUAAAUUCCGUUCUCUUUAGAUAUUUAAAAUUCUUUAUUAGACUUUUCACCUAAUACAGUACUUCUUGCCUCGCGCAUGCAAAUAAAAACCACUUUAUUUUCAUAAUACGGUUUGUUUGUUGAGACAUUCUUGUCCCAGCAUGCCAGACUUUUAAUUGUUUCCGACGUCUAUCUCAAAUUAAAACGUUUUUUUUUCCUCGUAGUAUGACGUUAAUCCCUUCAACGCAACUUUUUAUCUCGCAAUAUUACGGCUUUAUUGUCAUAGUCUCCAUUUUGUUUUCAAUUUGGCCCGAGUACUCCUUUUGUUGGUAUGUACAGUAUUGUGAGGAUUGUUCAAAGGAAGCAAGAGCACAUGCAACACGUUAUUCAGUGCAUUUAUGAACUCUGUUCACCUCACUCUGAAUACCAAAGCUGUGAUUCUCUUUCUUCCCCACUUUUCUUCACUCCUGCUUCUCUUGCAUCCUUGUUGCAAAGACGGCGACGCGUCAGAUAAGUGGUUUGUAGUGCAAGGCACAGGAUGGUAUAUGAAUCCCUCCUCAGGAGGGGGGGGAAAAAAAAUCACUUUGCCUUCCGUUCCCUUUGCUGGAAUCCAAAAUGGUGCUCAAGACACAAUACAACACACAACCACAUUAGUUUUCAGUUUCUAGUGUGUGUCCUCUUCAAUGAAAAGUGCAGCAAGUUUCCAACAAGUUCAUUUAGUUGUAUGUGUUCUUACUCUGUGUUUCAAAAAAACAAAACAAAAAAAAGUGAAUUGAUUUUUAGAAUGUGUAGUGUUCGGAUUUUACGCACGUUGGGAGAUUGUUUUCUCCAUCCAAUGUGUUGGUUUGAUGUAUACACGCAAGUGUGAGCAAAGGGAAAGAGAGAUUUUUUUUUUCUGGGCUUUAGCUUAGAAAGCGAUUUUGAUGUGACGGUUUGAGUCACGUGGGUUGCAUGUCCCUGUUCUCCACAGGAGCCGCAAUAAAAGUCCUGAAAUAGAAUUUGAAUUGGAUCUCACGAGAGCCAAGUGAGAACCAAGCCAAUUUUUCAGUGAGGGGAGAAGAAAAAAAAAAAGCAGAGUAAAAGGCAAACAUUGCCUUGCAUCUUUUGUGCUCAUCCUAGUUCAGGGCUUUUGGGGAAUUUUGAAAGAUGACCAGAAGAGUUUCGAAUUGAACAGAUUGUGAUGGCUUCUAUUUAUCUUCUGAAUUAUUGGUAUGGCCUAAUUAGCCUCUUCUCUCAGUCCCACGUGCCUUAUAUCGGACAAAAUGAGUCAACAUUUGGGUAGCAGGCUAUUUCUGUCAAUAGGUUGUGGGUCAAACAUUAGCCCACAGUAGAAUCGCAACUUCAUUUUCCAAGCAGAUGAUUUUUGAAUUAAUCUCUGCGGUGAACUCCUGGCCCCAGAUUAUUGUUUUUAUGUGGAUUAUUUGGAUGGAGAAAGAUUCACCACAUGGAUAGAAGGCCAUAGAGUGGUUGUGAUUAAAAAAAAUAGUGCCAGGCUGAUUCCUGAAGUGAAUUGAUCAUAUAUUUUCAAAGGUAAUCUACACUGUUAUUGAAUGAAGCCUGUGUUAGGAGGGGGGCAGCCACUUCAUAGUAUCCAAUAAUGUCACUUAGCAAAGAAAAACAUCUCUUUGGUCUUUGUUCUUGUCUGUGACCUUUCUGUGCUUAGCAUGACUCGUUCCGGAUGUUUGUAGCACACGUUUUUCACUUUGGAUUGACCUAAAUCAAUGACCUUUUUUUUUUUUACAAGCUCUGACUUUUGUACACUUUCACUCGGCACGUUGAAAUAUUUAAUGUUGUCAUUAAAAAUAAUAACAUGCAGGGACAUUUAUAAACACGUUUCAAAAAGUGAGAGGCAAUCAUCAAAGCAAACGGUGCAGGUGAUUUGUGAUAUUUUAAAGGUUUUCUAAACUAGGGGUUGUCCACGAGAGUUGUAGAUCUGGUUCGCCGUCUGAUUCCUCAAACACACACACACACACACACGAACACACAAAUAGGAGCUGUUUUUCAAAAGUGUAUUCUAGCGUCUGUUCCCUUUACCCCUUUUUUUAACAAUUAAAUGGGAAGUAAAAUUGGAUUUGCAUGCAGUCAAUAAUAGUGAAAUUGUGGGAUGGCAUCCAUUUUUCUGGGUCUCCUCUCACUACACAGGAGUGUUUUUUUUUCAUGUUUUGUUUUCCAUCAGGAACGAACGUCACUUAAAUAUGCUCAUGGGGGGGAAUGUCUAUUCAAAUGCGAUGAGUGUUAAUUGGAGGACAGAAAAAAACAAACAAAAGUAAAAUGUUGUGAGUAUCAAGUCAGCUAUCUGACAGGCCAAAGUUACACUGUACACGAUGUCAUGUCGUUGUCAUCGCGGUUUUUACUCUGAGCGCAACCACCUCGUUGUGUGUCUCCGUUCAUGUGCCUUGAGCGAAAUGUUCACACUUGUAACCCUAGUUUUGGGGACCGCUGCUGUACAGGCUGACCACCACUACCAUGCUCCACUUCUAGUUAAUUAAGCCAAAAAGUAACCCCACGCAGACAUAAUGUUCGGCAGCUUGGAGUAUUUUGUUAUAUUUUCUUUUUGCAAAGUAAAACAGCAGAGAGGACACAAGUUUUUCUUUCUUGUUGUUGUCGUGUUAUCUGCUCGAGUUACGCAACAGUUGAGUCGCGAAGCAACCCUGCACACCAGCAGUUCUCAAUUGAGGUCUCUGCACUCCCUAUGAGGUGCCUGCACUUUUCUAUGAUGUAGCCUAUAAUGAAACCUUCUGUGAUCAACACGCUCGAGUCUUUAUAUGACAAGGUUUUGCCAUCAGAACUCACUUGUUUUGACUUUGUCAUCCGCAUUCAUUACAGUAUUACCGUAUCCCUGCUCCAAUCUUUAGAUGCGGUGUGACUUAUCACGUAGGAUUUUAAAUGCAAACAUUUGCUGUGACAACUAUGUAUAAAAUCAUGCUUGCUUUAACAAAUUCAGAUAGUUGUGAUCCAAAGUGAAGUCCAGUAUUUGGGAAGAAGAAUGUCAUGUGAGAGCUGCGGAGGAUUGGCUGCCUAGUAUUGUGGUGCGCAUUUGUUCCCAUGUGACUUUUAUUAACCUCCACUGCUCAUAUGUAUUCCCAUAAAAAUAAAGAGCACACGCAUCACCUUCACUUAUGACUGACUGUUAAGGGCUUUCAAAAAGAAGAAAAAAAAGAGUUAAUUAAACAAUCAUAAUGUUUGCUACUGUUUGCAAAGAUGUUUUGAAACGGUUUGUUAUGUUUUUGAACCGCUAUGAUGGUUUGUUAUAUUUUUUGAACCGCUAUGAUUUGUACAAAAUUACCUUCUUUUUUGGGGGGGCCAUUUCAGUAUUUUGAUGUUUGACAUGGAUUUUAUUAAAACGGUUAACCUUUUGAA